AAGCAUCCACUGUAAAGAAACCAAACAUGACUCGGCGAAACUUCAUAGUGCCACAAAGCUGAAAGGAAAGCAAACUUUUCUUCUCCUUUUUCUUUCAGUUUAGACUCCAAAACCUUUACUUACCACUUUCUCAUCACCACCACCGCCUCAAGAAAAUUCACCACUUUCUGAAGAAGCUGCUGAGAUCAUGGACUUCGAUUACAGGGCUAGAAUUCAUUCUGCCAAGCACCUCUCUGCGGCCCAAGCUGCUCGAUUUCACUCUGAUAAUUAUUCAGGGAUUCAUUACAUAGAUGUGGAUAAUGAUGGCCGCUCUGAUUUCAGAUGUCCCUUCUGUGACUUUGAAAUCGAAGUUCCUGAGCUCUGCAGCAAUUUGGAAGAGGAGCAUUGCUUUGCCCUAAAAAAUAUGGUUUGUCCUGUGUGUGAAGAAAAUUUAGGGAAGGAUGCAAAUAAUGCAAUCACACAAUUUACACAUUCAAGCUCACGGAGGUGGGCGUGGAAGACGGAGAAAUCUAGCAACUGGUCUGGUAAUUCAGAAAUGCUUAGGAAGAAACUGGCUGCCAGGGGAAACAAACAAGAAUCAAUGGCUGAUCCGCUGUUGUCACCAUUUAUCUGCAACGUGCCCAUUCCAAAUCCUAACAAUAUCCAUCCUGGUGAAAACUCCACCCCCAGAAACAAGGAUAUAGACAUUCAUAAUUCUAAAAGAUCUGGGACUGAUGCACCAGAUGUGGGUGUUGAGCAGGAUCAACAAGAGAGGAAGCUAAGGGCAGCUUUUGCUCAACAGUUGGUAUUAUCAACUAUAUUUGAGUAAAUAUUUUCGUAUAAUCUAUACAGUCGCAAGUCAUGAACUGGUAGCAGCUCCUUACAUAUUCACAUAGCCUACGAUGCUGAUUUAGGACUCAGGAGGCGCUUGAUUUUAUUGAGGUGCAUGAGCAUAGAAUGUGAAGUAGUUUAAGCAACGGUUAUGUUGGUUCAUGUGUAUUUAACUACAAUUCAGACCUCUCUAUUAAAGUUUAACUAGAUAUAAAACCCGUGCGUUGCACGGGUAUUGUUUUUAGAAUA
This is a messenger RNA of Lotus japonicus, 1059 nucleotides long. RefSeq names its product protein DEHYDRATION-INDUCED 19 homolog 5-like. Bases 188 to 808 code for a protein of 206 amino acids. The transcript is spliced from 5 exons. NCBI's taxonomy places the organism in Eukaryota, Viridiplantae, Streptophyta, Magnoliopsida, Fabales, Fabaceae. The record is from RefSeq and is a predicted model, not a curated record.